Messenger RNA from Anoplopoma fimbria (sablefish), 2350 nucleotides. RefSeq names its product broad substrate specificity ATP-binding cassette transporter ABCG2-like. Gene Ontology annotation, cellular component: plasma membrane. Gene Ontology annotation, molecular function: ABC-type transporter activity; ATP binding; ATP hydrolysis activity. The record is from RefSeq and is a predicted model, not a curated record. NCBI's taxonomy places the organism in Eukaryota, Metazoa, Chordata, Actinopteri, Perciformes, Anoplopomatidae.
GUGAGCUCUGAACAAACUGCUCUCGGUCUCCUGAGGUUUGGACGUCCGUCAGCAGCCGUUCUCACCGGGACUUCAGCAGCUUCAGCCGUGUUUCAGGAGGAGAGAGGGUUAAAGAUGUCGAGGGCCCAAGUGACGAUGGAACUUGGGCUGAAUGGAGCCUCAAAACACCAGUCUGCAGGUGCGGGCCAACAGCGGCAGGGCGCCACCGUCAGCUUUCAUAACAUCGACUACAAGGUGACGCAGGGAGGAAGCUGCCUGUGUCGGAAGAAGGGUACGACCAAAGACAUCCUCAUCGACCUCAAUGGGAUCAUGAAACCGGGUCUGAACGCCAUCAUGGGAGCCACGGGAAGCGGAAAGUCAUCGUUCCUGGAUGUUCUGGCAGCGAGGAAGGACCCUUCAGGUCUGUCCGGAGAAGUUUUAAUCGACGGAGCUCAGCAGCCUCCAAACUUCAAGUGUCUGUCUGGAUACGUGGUGCAGGACGACGUGGUGAUGGGAACGCUGACCGUCAGAGAGAACUUCAUCUUCUCUGCGGCGCUGAGACUCCCGUCGUCUGUUUCUCAGAAGGAGAAGGAGGAAAAGGUCAACAAGCUGAUCCAGGAGCUGGGACUGGGCCGAGUGGCCGACUCCAGGGUGGGCACUCAGCUGAUUCGAGUCUCCGGCGGCGAGAGGAAGAGGACGAACAUCGGCAUGGAGCUGAUCAUCGACCCGCCCGUCCUCUUCCUGGACGAACCCACCACCGGCCUGGACGCCAGCACCGCCAACUCCGUCCUGCUGCUGCUCAAGAGGAUGGCCAACAGCGGUCGCACCAUCAUCCUCUCCAUCCACCAGCCUCGAUACUCCAUCUACCGGCUGUUCGAUAGCCUCACCCUGCUGGUCAACGGCAAACAGGUUUACCACGGCCCGGCUCAGACCGCGCUGGAGUAUUUCUCAGACAUUGGAUACACCUGUGAGCCCCACAACAACCCUGCUGACUUCUUCCUGGACAUCAUCAACGGAGACUCGACCGCCGUCGCCCUCAAUAACCUGGACAAAGACGAUCCAGAUUCAGACACUGUGUCGAUAUCCAGACGAGGGAUCGAGAACAAACUGGUAGAGGAAUACAGAAACUGCAACUACUUCAGGCAGACCAAAGCAGAGUUGGAGAGGAUAAUUCAGGGUAAGCCGCCCACCAAGUCUCGCUCCAGAACCAUCACCUACAACACCGGCUUCCUGACCCAGUUCAGAUGGGUUCUCAAGAGAACGUUCCAAAACCUGAUGCUCAACCCUCAGACCUCCAUUGCUCAGGUAGCAGUGACUUUGUUCCUGGCUCUCGUCGUAGGAGCCAUUUUCUUUGACGUCAAGGAGGAUCAGAGUGGAAUCCAGAACAGGUUCGGCGCUCUCUUCUUCAUCACUGUGAAUCAGUGUUUCAGCUCGCUGUCGUCUGCUGAACUCUUCAUCGCAGAGAGGAAACUCUUCAUUCACGAGUACAUCAGCGGUUACUACAGGGUGUCGGUGUACUUCCUGUCUAAGAUCCUGUCUGACAUCCUCACGCUGAGGACCAUCCCCGCCAUCGUCUUCAGCUGUGUGGCGUACUUUAUGAUUGGUCUGAAGCCGACAGUCGCAGCGUUCUUCACCUUCAUGUUCACCGUGACUCUGGUCGCCUACACCGCCACCUCCAUGGCUCUGGCCAUCUCAGCCGACCAGACGGUGGUCGCCAUCGCCAACAUCUUCAUGACCAUCGCCUGCGUCUUCAUGAUGAUCUUUGCAGGUCUGCUGGUGAAUCUUCCCUCCAUCGUCAGCUGGCUCUCUUGGUUGAAAUACUUGAGUAUACCACGAUACGGCCUCGGUGCUCUGCAGGUUAACGAGUUCACUGGACUGAACUUCUGUCGCAGUCUCAACAGCAGCAUCGUUCCACCGGGACUCUCGUGUACGGGGGAGGAGUUUCUGGAGGAGCAGGGCGUCGAUUUCUCCACCUGGGGCUUCUGGCAGAACCACAUGGCUCUGGGCAUCAUGACCAUCUGCUUCCUCGCCAUCGCUUACCUCAAACUGCGCUUCAUCAGGAAGUUCACCUAGACCUUCAUCACCACCAAUACUUUUUUUGCAUAUAUUAUUUGUAAUUUUUUGUAAUUUUCUAUUUCUUGAAUACCGAUAAUUUCUUUGCAGAAUUAAAACAUUUGUUGUUUACUGUUAGGUUAUUAAUUAUUUAUUCACUCCUUACUAACACCAAAGCCCUUCAUCGUAUGGACUAAUUAUAAGCUGUAUCUUGAUGUUUACACUUUAAAGUUCAGAACAAAAAAAGUAAUUUCUUUUUCACACAAAUACAAUUUAUAUUUAUGAGUGUGUAAAAAAAUAAAACACUGAAUUUACAUCC